This is a messenger RNA of Austrofundulus limnaeus, 3072 nucleotides long. RefSeq names its product complement C3. Lineage: Eukaryota; Metazoa; Chordata; Actinopteri; Cyprinodontiformes; Rivulidae. The record is from RefSeq and is a predicted model, not a curated record. Gene Ontology annotation, cellular component: extracellular region. Gene Ontology annotation, molecular function: protein binding; endopeptidase inhibitor activity.
GGUGGGUGGGCACAAAACCAAAGUCAGUGGAUAAAAAGAGUUUGUACAGCCUGGAUCCACACUGACAGCAGAUCAGGAUCAAGUUGGAGGAUGAGGAGGACUCAUCUGCUGCUGCUGGCCUCUCUGGCCUUUGCCUCAUUGACUUCUCUUGCUGAUGGAGCUCUCAAAGUGUUGUCUGCCCCCAACUUACUGCGAGUUGGAACAGCAGAAAACGUCUUCGUAGAAUGUCAAGGCUGCAGUGGAGCUGCAAUUAACGUCGAGAUCAAAGUGAUGAACCACCCGACCAAAAGCCAAGAACUGGCCAAGACAUCUGUGACCCUUACCAGUAACAAUGACUUCCAGGGGCUUGGAAAAAUAACUAUCCCAGCUGGAGGCUUUGAUAGAGAUCCCACAGUGAAACAGUAUGUUUACCUGCAAGCAAAGUUCCCUGACCGAGAGCUGGAGAAAGUGGUCCUGGUGUCUUUCCAGUCUGGGUACAUUUUCAUACAGACUGAUAAGACCCUCUACACUCCCAACAGCAAAGUUUAUUACAGGAUGUUUGCUUUGACGCCACAAAUGGAGCCUGUGGAAAAAAAUGCACAAACCCAAACCGACACGUCUAUUGCCAUCGAGAUUGUGACCCCUGGUAACAUCAUUAUACCACUUGAUCCAAUCUCUUUAAAUAAUGGCAUGCACUCUGGAGAUUACCAACUUGGGGAAAUUGUUAGUCCUGGACAGUGGAAAGUGGUAGCAAAGUUCCAAAGCAACCCACRGCAGAGCUUUACUGCAGAAUUUGAGGUCAAAGAAUAUGUGCUUCCCAGUUUUGAGGUUAAGCUGUUGGCUGUGACACCUUUCUUCUACGUGGACAGUGUGGACUUUACCGUCAACAUCAAAGCUACGUAUGUAAAAACAAAUCAUCCUCAGCUUUCAGAACAAAGACAAGCAUCAGCCGAUAUGACAGCUCUGCCUUAUGUAUCCACCAGCAACAGCUUCAUUCACAUAGGUGUGGAUACAGCUGAAGUGAAAGUAGGAGAUAACCUGAAAAUUAACCUCAUCCUUAAUAAGCAGCCAACUGAGACAAAGGACAUCACAUACCUGAUCACAAGCAGAGGCCAACUGGUGAAGUCUGAGCGUUACCAAACAAGAGGCCAAACACUUAUUUCCCUCAUACUUCCUAUCACCAAAGAGAUGUUACCAUCAUUCCGCAUCAUAGCCUACUACCAUCCGACUGACAAUGAAGUGGUGUCAGACUCAGUUUGGGUGGAUGUAAAAGACUCCUGCAUGGGAUCGUUAACUUUGGAAUCAGCAAGACCAGUUCCCUCUUAUGAACCUCGCAAGAUGUACAAUCUGAAAGUCACAGGAGAUCCAGGUGCCACAGUGGGACUGGUUGCAGUGGACAAAGGAGUUUAUGURUUAAAUAAUAAGCACCGUCUCACCCAGAAAAAAGUGUGGGACAUCGUGGAGCAGUAUGACACUGGCUGCACACCUGGUGGAGGAAGCACCGGAUUAAAUGUGUUUUUUGAUGCUGGGCUGCUGUUUGAGUCCAGCACUGCUUCAGGAACUCCCUACAGACAAGAGGUGAAAUGUAAACCAACAUCCAGACGGAGGAGGGCCACAACUAUAUUGGAAGUCAGAACCACCCUGUUGAGUCAAUAUCAAGGCAAUGAACAGCAGACUAAGUGUUGUUUGGAUGGCAUGAAGGAAAUCCCACUGUCAUACACGUGUGAUAGGAGAGCAGAAUACAUUUUGGAUGGUCAGGCCUGUGUUGAUGCCUUCCUGAAGUGCUGCAAUGAAAUGGAAAGCCAGACAGAUGAGAUGAGAGAAUACAAUCUUAAAUUAGCUCGAAGUGAGGAUGAUUACAGUUUUAUGGACAGCGAUGAAAUAGUUUCUCGUACCAACUUUCCUGAAAGUUGGCUGUGGUCAGACAUCAUUCUUCCAGCUUGUCAACAACCCAACUGUGAGUCCACAACGUUCAUGAAAGCUGUUCUGUUGCCAGGCUCAAUCACAACCUGGCAGUUCACUGGCAUCAGCCUGUCAAAAACUCUUGGAAUCUGUGUUGGCAAACCAUUAGAAGUUAUCGUCCGUAAGGAAUUCUUCAUUGAUCUUCGGCUGCCUUAUUCUGCUGUCCGAGGGGUGCAGCUAGAAAUCAAAGUAAUCCUUCACAACUACAGCCCAGAUCCCAUCACUGUUCUUGUGUUUUUGAUGGAGGAAGAGAAUGUUUGCAGUGCAGCCUCCAAACGCAGAAAGUACAAAGUGGAGGUCAAUGUUGGAGCUCAUACCACUCGAUCAGUGCCCUUCGUCAUUAUUCCCAUGAAGAAAGGUGAACUCAGCAUUGAGGUCAAAGCAGCUGUUAAGGACUCAUCUCUUAAUGAUGGUGUUAAGAAGACACUUAGAGUGGUGCCUGAAGGUGUACUGGUUCAGUCUGAAAAGAUUGUAYCUGUAGAUCCAACUACAAAAGGCCACAAUGGUAAACAAGAAGAAAUUAUAAACAGCAAYAUUCCCAGGACUGAUUUGGUUCCAAAUUCACCAACCAGCACACAGGUGUCUGUGACAGGAAGAGAACAAGUUUCUGGGUUGGUGGAAAAUGCYAUCARUGGAAAAUCAAUGGGUUCACUGAUUAGAGCACCUGGAGGUUGUGGAGAGCAGAACAUGAUCCAUAUGACCCUGCCUGUCAUUGCAACCAGAUAUUUAGACAAAACCAACCAGUGGGAAGCUGUAGGCUUCCAGAAACGUGCAGAAGCCAUCCAGCACAUAAAAAMUGGUUACCAACAUCAGUUGCAGUAUCUUAAACCUGAUGGGUCUUUUGCUGUGUGGGCUAAUCAUCCGAGUAGCAGCUGGCUGACAUCGUAUGUUACCAAAGUGUUUGCUAUUGCAAACAGCUUGGUGGCAAUACAAAGUAGUCAUAUCUGUGGUGCUGUGAAGUAUUUGAUCCUCAAUGCUCAGCAGCCUGAUGGCAUGUUUAGAGAAGUUGGAAGUGUAUACCACGGAGAAAUGAUUGGUAAUGUGCAUGGCAAAGAUUCAGAUGCCUCCAUGACGGCCUUUAGCCUCAUUGCCAUGCAGGAAUCACGUACAAUAUGUGCUGGAUCUGUUAGC